Penicillium lagena is the source of this 693-nucleotide messenger RNA. Its product is annotated as DsbA family oxidoreductase. The record is from RefSeq and is a predicted model, not a curated record. NCBI's taxonomy places the organism in Eukaryota, Fungi, Ascomycota, Eurotiomycetes, Eurotiales, Aspergillaceae. The transcript has 2 exons. Gene Ontology annotation, molecular function: oxidoreductase activity. The coding region runs from base 1 to 693 and encodes 230 amino acids.
AUGACCAACUUCAACGUCCAAAUCAUCUCCGACACCGUGUGCCCUUGGUGCUAUGUCGGCUACCGACGCCUCUCGCGCGCCAUACAAGCCCACAAAACCAGCUACCCAAAUGAUACAUUCAGCCUCACCUGGCGGGCAUUCUAUCUCAACUCCGCCUCGCCCGGGUUUCCGGGCGUGGAUAAGCAGGAGGCGUACAAGCUGAAAUUCGGUGCGGCCCGCACGGAAAUGAUGCAGCAGCGUCUAGCUUCUGUGGGUGAGGGAGAUGGAAUCUCGUUCAAGUUUGGCGGGAAGACGGGCUCGACGAGGGAUUCGCAUCGCCUGCUGUGGUAUGCGCAUCAGCAGGAACAGCAGCAAGAGAAACCCACUGCGCCUACGACCGGUGCUCCCGGCGGAUUGCAGACUCGCGUCGUGGAGAAUCUUUUCCGGGCUUAUUUCGAGGAGGAGUUGAAUAUUACGGAUCCCGCAGUGCUGGCUGAUGCUGCUGUGAAGGCGGGACUGGGUCGGGAUGAGGUGGAGAAGGUGCUUAAGGAGGAUGUUGGUGGGCCGGAGGUUGAUCGGGAGGCGAAGAGUGCGUCUCAGCAACUUGUUAGUGGGGUGCCGUAUUUCUCGAUCCAGGGGAAGUAUACCAUUGAGGGCGCGGACGAGCCGGAGAGCUUUUUGGAGGCGUUUGAACGAGUCAAGCAGGAAGAAUAG